GGGUGCGAAAAAGGGGGCUCCCAGGGGAAUCGCCAUUGAACCAGACGCCGAUUGGUGCAUGACCAUGACUUUCAUUUAGCUCCAGGCUAAACCAUACUGCAUCAGGAACCUAAUUUUGCAUUCCAGCCGUUGCUCUGGCGUCGUUCAGCCGAUAGCCCUCUUUGUAAAAGUCAGCUGCGCCCAGCGUUCACAGGUGUUCUUAAUCCCCAGGACAUCGCUCACCUUCCCUCUCCUUCAUCCACCGAUCGCUCCUCUCGCUGUACACAGUACCUACACUCGUUCUCUAAUCCAACUACGUACACGUACAACACUUAAUACCUACCUAAUCAACAACCCCCCAACAACAUCAAAAUGCGUUUCUUCCAGAUGGUCGCUUCCAGCGCUGCUCUCAUCGCCGCUGCUCUCGCCCUCGAGAUCAACAAGUACCCCACCGAUGGUGUCGUAGCUGGUCAGACGUACACUGUCACCUACUCCCCUGCCGAUAACACCCCCACCACCUUCAUCCUCCGCAAGGGUCUCUCCACUGAUCUCGGUACCAUCGGCCCCCUGACCUCCACUGCUACUGGAGGUACUUUCUCCUGGACUGUCUCUAAGGACCUUGUCAACGGCGCCGACUACGCUCUUGAGAUCCGCCAGGAUGGCCAGACCCCCAACUACUCCGGCCAGUUCGGUCUGACCGGUGGCUCCGCCGCUGCCAGCUCAUCCGCUGCUGCCUCCGCAUCUGCUUCGUCUGCCUCCGCCUACUCUGUCUCCUCGGUCAUCGCCUCGCGUGCCUCCUCUGCCUCCUCCGCUGCCUCCGCGUCUGCUUCGCUCUCCAGCCUGACCUCCAGCGUUGUCUCCAGCGCCCACGCUUCCGCUACUGGCACUGGCGCUGUCACCGUCAGCCACAACGGUACUGUCUCUUCCGCCACCCUCUCCCGCUCUGCCACCGGCUCUGCCGCCAUCCCCGAGAGCACUGGCGCCGCCAGCUCGCUCUCCUCCGCUCCUCUGGCGCUCCUCUUCGGUGCUGCUGGUGCUUUCGCUUUCCUCAACUAAGCGAUCUCAUCUAAAACAUCUUCAUGUAUUUUGCAUUGGAUAAUUUAGAGUUCUUGUUUAUGUUGAUAUCCUUCUAAUGAGUCACGAGCGCUGCGUCGCUCGUUUGGGGUGGAGUGCUGUGCAUUGCUUAGUCUAGUGCAGAGGGCCUUGUACAGUGGGCGGUAGACCAAUGACACUAUGAAAUCAUUAUACCCAUUCAAUCUUGAUCUUGUGC
Messenger RNA from Macroventuria anomochaeta, 1249 nucleotides. RefSeq lists its product as uncharacterized. The transcript has 2 exons. The record is from RefSeq and is a predicted model, not a curated record. NCBI's taxonomy places the organism in Eukaryota, Fungi, Ascomycota, Dothideomycetes, Pleosporales, Didymellaceae. Bases 352 to 1035 code for a protein of 227 amino acids.